GAUAACUGAUACCGGAUUUAGAGAAAACUUCAGAGUCAGAGGCCAAAAUAGGUGGAAUUCAAAGCCUGUUUUGUCAGAGAAAAACUUACAUAUGAAUAACAAAGGGAGUCAGAACGUUGCUACCUGCAAGCCUGUCACUACAUUUGUCCAAACCGACACCAACACUUUCAGAGAAAUUGUGCAGCGAUUGACAGGUCCAUCAGAGAACAACUCUGCAGUAGCGCCACCAGAAGCAACAGUGAUAAAAACCGUCAUACAAAAGAAGCCAACUUCAAAGCUCCAUGAGAGAAGGCAAUGCAUGAGGCCAAAGCUUGAAAUUGUCAAACCUCCUCUAAGCUUUAAGCCCACUGGUACGACACCAUCAUCUAAAUCUGGUAAUACCAACCUUUUAACAAGUCCAGUGGGCACCCCUUCUUCAUUGUUCUCUAACUUGUCCUUGGUAGAAGGGGAGCCAGAUAGUUGUACAACAAACAUUGAAGAAGAGGGGAAAGCCAUUAAAGAAGAAGAGGAGAAAGCCAUUAAAGAAAGACGCUUUUACUUGCAUCCAUCGCCAAGGUCUAAACCAGGGUAUACAGAACCAGAACUGCUUCCUUUGUUUCCUUUAACUUCUCCCAAUUCAAGUGGCAAACCAUAAACCUGGCAGAUUAAUCAUAAGCUUGAUUUCUGCCUACAUUCCCAAAGAUUAUGUACAUGUAGCGUUCUCACUCAAGAAUUGUCUCUGUAAUCUAUGUGCAAUGUCCUUGUGUACACCAUCAUGAUCUAGCUUUGCAAUGUUUUAUGA
Messenger RNA from Camelina sativa (false flax), 781 nucleotides. RefSeq names its product VQ motif-containing protein 31-like. The record is from RefSeq and is a predicted model, not a curated record. Lineage: Eukaryota; Viridiplantae; Streptophyta; Magnoliopsida; Brassicales; Brassicaceae.